AUGUCGACAUUCGGCCGUGCGUUCAGAGUUACAACCUACGGUGAGAGCCAUUGCCCCUCGGUAGGAUGCAUCAUCGACGGCUGCCCACCCGGGAUGAAACUUACGGAAGCGGAUAUACAACCACAACUCACUAGAAGAAGGCCUGGCCAGUCAGCUCUUACAACGCCAAGAGACGAAAAAGAUCGAGUCCAGAUACAGUCAGGAACGGAGUCUGGCAUCACGCUGGGAACACCGAUUGGGCUCAUGGUGAAGAAUGAGGACCAAAGACCGCACGAUUACAAGGGCGAUACUAUGGCUGGAUUCCCUCGCCCGAGCCACGCAGACUACACUUACCAAGAGAAAUACGGGGUACGAGCCAGCAGUGGAGGAGGUCGAAGCUCUGCCCGCGAGACUAUAGCUCGCGUGGCUUCCGGUGCCAUCGCCGAAAAAUACCUGUCUCUCGUCCAUGGCGUCGAAAUUGUUGCUUUUGUCUCAUCAGUCGGCAACGAAGAGCUUUUUCCACCCACGUCUACACAUCCAACACCAUCUACAAAUCCUAUAUUCCUCAAGCUCCUUGACACAAUAACCCGCGAAGAAGUCGAUCACCCGGAUUAUCUCCCCGUCCGGUGCCCCAAUAAAGAAGCCGCCACCCGCAUGUCCGACAAGAUCGCAGAAUUCAGAGACAAGAAGGACUCAAUAGGAGGCACCGUCACCUGCGUAAUACGCAAUUGCCCUGUUGGCAUCGGCGAGCCAUGUUUCGAUAAGAUAGAAGCCUGCCUUGCGCAGGGAAUGCUCAGUAUACCCGCAACGAAAGGCUUCGAGAUCGGUUCUGGAUUCGGAGGCUGCGCAGUUCCAGGCUCUCUCAACAAUGACGCCUUCGUUUCCUCAGUCCCAGUCGCUCCAAGCCAAUCUGGUGUGGAUGCUUCGCCCGAUGCACCGCCAGAACCCAUCACAAAUGGGGCUAAACCCCGUUCGAAUCGCCUCAAAACAAAGACCAAUAACUCCGGAGGAGUGCAAGGUGGUAUAUCAAAUGGAGCCCAUAUCUACUUCCGAGUGGGCUUUAAACCGCCAGCAACCAUUGGACAGGCACAGAAUACUGUCGAUUUUGAAGGCAAAGAGGGCGUUUUGGAGGCAAAGGGCCGGCACGAUCCCUGUGUAGUGCCUCGUGCGGUAGCAAUAGUUGAGGCAAUGGCUGCAUUGGUGGUCAUGGACGCGGUUAUGACCCAAAGUAGUAGGCAGUCGAUGCGGGACGCUCUCCAAGACCGUGGAUGA
Messenger RNA from Letharia columbiana, 1251 nucleotides. RefSeq lists its product as uncharacterized. The record is from RefSeq and is a predicted model, not a curated record. The coding region runs from base 1 to 1251 and encodes 416 amino acids. Gene Ontology annotation, biological process: aromatic amino acid biosynthetic process; chorismate biosynthetic process. Gene Ontology annotation, cellular component: cytosol. Gene Ontology annotation, molecular function: FMN binding; chorismate synthase activity. NCBI's taxonomy places the organism in Eukaryota, Fungi, Ascomycota, Lecanoromycetes, Lecanorales, Parmeliaceae. The transcript is spliced from 3 exons.